AUGGCUCAACGUGUAACUUAUAGAAGAAGAAAUCCAUAUAACACCAAGUCAAACAAGAUCAAGGUUGUUAAGACCCCAGGUGGUAAAUUAGUUGCUCAGCACGUUAAAAAAGCUGCUUCAAGAGUUAAAUGUGGUGACUGUGGAUCCGCUUUGGCUGGUAUCUCAACUUUGAGACCAAGAGAGUAUGCUCAAGUUUCAAGAACUCACAAAACCGUUCAAAGAGCUUAUGGUGGUUCAAGAUGUGCCAACUGUGUCAAAGAAAGAAUUGUCAGAGCCUUUUUGAUUGAAGAACAAAAGAUUGUUAAGAGAGUGUUGAAAGAGCAGGAAGACAAGGAGAAGAAAGCUUCUACUAAAAAACUCGGUAAAAAAUAA
Molecule: messenger RNA, 372 nt
Organism: Lodderomyces oxycetoniae
Lineage: Eukaryota; Fungi; Ascomycota; Pichiomycetes; Serinales; Debaryomycetaceae
Product: 60S ribosomal protein eL34
Exons: 2
Coding region: 1-372 (123 amino acids)
Biological process (GO): translation
Cellular component (GO): ribosome
Molecular function (GO): structural constituent of ribosome
Source: RefSeq, a predicted model, not a curated record